CUGCUGCCAAUUUGCUGAGUUGUUAUCUAUAGUUUUUCGGUUAUGUCGUUUUUGUUUUUGCUUGAUUGCCUUUUGUGCUGACAAGCAAACAAAUGUGACUACUCAUACAUGUAUUAGGCGGACGAUUGUUCGGCCAUUUGGCUGUGCGAUUUGGCUACAAUAAAAAUUUGUGCGGCAAAUUGUAAUCAUUUUGUUUGUGGCAGCGCAGAGGAACAGUUGCAAUUGUUGGCAAUAUGAUUGAUACAAAAAUUUUGCAGUUCUUGGCGUUGAUCGCAUUCAUAGUGGUGGGCAGUGAGGCGCAUUAUCCUUAUGGUCGCCAAUACUACAACAACCACCUUGGCGGUUACAACAAUCAAAAUGGCAAUUUCAACAAUUACAACAACAAUAAUAAUAAUGGGUACAACAACAAUAACAAUGUGAACAGCAAUUACAAUAACAUCAACAACAAUAACAACGUGAACAGCAAUUAUAACAACAUCAACAACAACAACAACAAUAUAAACAGCAAUUACAAUCCCAAUAACCUUCAAAACAACAACAAUAAUAAUCAGAACAAUAACAACAACAGACGCAAUGCACACAACAACAAUCCGUUGUUGGCAAUAAAUUUGCCAAAAAUCUACUUGGGCGAUUUCGAGUACAUGCCUACGCCCGACGGUUAUCGCUAUUCUUACCAACUGGCCGAUGGUACACGCCGCACUGAGGUCGGCCAAAUACCCAACAUCCCCGCCAAUUCUGGUAUCUACAUGACCGACGAGCGUGCCACAGCUGAACGUACUGCCCUACGCAUGCGUGCCAGAGCCAAUUCGAAGAAUCGUAAAUUAUCACCGAAAUCACUGCAAUCGCUGGCGGGCUGAUUGCUCGAGCUGCAUGGGUGCAGGGGCAGGGGGUACAGUGUAGAGGCAGCUAUUACAUUUACCAGCGUGAAUCGUUCACUCACAGAAGUGUAGUAUGUAGCGUGUGCGCAUGCGCGUACAAACCAUGUCAGGCGGUCGAGACAGCGCGUUGCUGCUGGCAGUAGUAAUGGUCAGCACGUCAGUUAUGUUGACCUCUUGACAUUCUUUCGUGCGAUUUGUGUUAAAACAAUGCUAAAGUAUUUUUUUAUCCACUUUUUGGAAUAAGUGUAUUUAAGUAUAUUCAUUUAACUUUGGCAUGUGAACCUGAAAGUAUUUUUUGUGUAUGAGAAUUUUUGUUGUUGUGUGUGUUUGUAUUUUGGAUAUUUUAGUACCAUAAUCAUUAUUGUUGCUUUUGUUGUUGCUAAAUUUUUAGUGCUAUAAUUAGGUAUGAUUAGAAAGCCUGGGGGAAAUCCACUAUUUCCUCAAAGUAUUUAAACAAUAAAACCGAAAUGCUUACAUAAUAUCGCUUCUAUUUCUUUGCACUCCGCGGGGAACUUUUGCAUGUGCUUUUGUUUUCUGGAAUUUCAUUAAAUUUAGCGCUUACUUCCUACAAUCUCUUUUAAAUAAUUUGAAAUUCUUCUAAGCCGCAAUUCUGUGGAAAGAGCGACUAAUACUCUACUGACUGUUCAAAUACUGGUUUCGUUUAGAAACUCGAAUGAAUAACACAAGCAAAAAAUCAUUUAAAAUUUGGAACUUACUCUAGCAAUAUAAGAGACCAAAAGCCUUAAGCAAGAAAAGCUAGAGUCAAAUACAUUUGAAUAAACACCUGUGCAUAACUUUGGUUAGAUAAAUCAAAUCAAUAUUUUGGAACCUUGUGAUGUCAAAUAUUUGAAAGACCUCUAACUUUGCAUGCAGGGGAAUCGUAUAAUGCAAAAAUGCAUGUGGUUUUAGACUUAAUUAAAAAAUCAUUAAUAAUUCUGCGGAUAAAUAAGCUUUGAAUUUGGUGUUAUUAAUGACAUGAAUUGGUAAUAUAUUUCGAAAUUUAUGUAAUUAAAAAUUUUAAAAUUAGGCUUUUAGCAAAAUGUAAUCAUUAUUGGCGAUUGAUUAACUUUUUGUAAUAUUUAAGUAUUU
Messenger RNA from Bactrocera dorsalis (oriental fruit fly), 1967 nucleotides. Its product is annotated as GATA zinc finger domain-containing protein 15. The record is from RefSeq and is a predicted model, not a curated record. Bases 234 to 857 code for a protein of 207 amino acids. NCBI's taxonomy places the organism in Eukaryota, Metazoa, Arthropoda, Insecta, Diptera, Tephritidae. The transcript has 3 exons.